AUGGCUGGGAAGACGGACAUGGCCAAUCUGUGUCUGGUGUACUGUUCUGGAGAGACCUCUCUGCCGUUUGGUUUUGAUCAUCGUCAGUGGUGGGUGUGCGGGGCUCAUGGUGCCUGGAUUCCUGCUGCUCCCCUGCCGAACUGUUCAGCCUACCCUGCAGUGGAUAAUGGUGGAGAAGAGCUGGAUGUUGGAGAAUAUCGCUACACGAGUUGUGCCAGCGAUGGGAGCAGGAUGAGGAGCACGUACCUGGAGAAGCUGAAGCAGUCGGAGUUCAGCUUCUUGUGUGAGAAGUACAAGGACGAUUGUGUCCCCGACAAUGUCGCUCUUCAGUGUGCACAGUGACGUGUGUC
Molecule: messenger RNA, 350 nt
Organism: Gigantopelta aegis
Lineage: Eukaryota; Metazoa; Mollusca; Gastropoda; Neomphalida; Peltospiridae
Exons: 2
Coding region: 1-342 (113 amino acids)
Source: RefSeq, a predicted model, not a curated record